GUAGGAAAAUGAUUAGAAAAAUAUCGUUAAUUAUUAGGAAUGCUGCCAUAACAUUAUUAGCAUGAAACAAUAAGGAUUCCGCCAUUAAAAUACCACAAAAACAUCUCUUCGAAUCCACGCUUCCUUCCAAUUUCCUUCCUUUUCUCCUUCACCAUCACCCAUUCCAUUUGAUUCUUCCGGAUUUCUCUCAUUUCUCUCUUCCGAUCGACAACAUAUUCUUACGGCUACUCCAAACCCUCCGAUUUAGGGUUGUUUUUGUUCGAUUCGAUUCGAUUUGAUUUUGAUUUGAUAUCACUAUCAAUCGGAAUGUCGCAUGAAAACAAUGCUGGAGUCGCCCGGUUGAAGAUCGGGUUUGAUGACCACAAGCCUGAUUACGUAAUCAUGACGGAACCGGAAGGAUUAGAUGACGACCGCCUCGGCGGCGGUGGCGGUAUGGCUCCGUCGCCUUCUUCUCCCUCCGGGGACUGCACUAGUAUCUGGUGGUCAUUUUGGUGGUGGGGAAAACUCGUUUUUCUUGUCAUAUUCUUAGCUAUUUUAGGGAUUUGUUUCUUCGCAUGGAUCGGACCCUUUCUAAUGGAUAAGGAGGUUAUCCCGAUUUUAAACUGGGAAACCGAGACAUUCAGCAAACCAGUAUUAGCAAUUUUAAUAUUCGGCUCAGUGGCACUAUUCCCUAGCUUAUUCAUACCAUCUACACCAUCAAUGUGGGUUGCAGGAAUGAGCUUCGGUUAUGGUUUGGGGUUUCUGUUGAUAAUCAGUGGAGUUACUAUAGGCGUAUCACUUCCUUACUUCCUUGGUUCCUUAUUUUAUCGCAGGAUUCAAUCGUGGUUAGAAAGAUACCCAAAAAAAGCUUCGAUUAUAAAAUUAGCUGGUGAAGGAGAUUGGUAUGAUCAGUUUAGAGCUGUGAUGCUAUUAAGAAUAUCUCCUUUUCCAUAUGCUCUUUACAAUUACUGUGCAGUGGCAACUGAUGUUAAAUUUGUUCCUUAUUUGUUUGGAACUUUGGUGGGAAUGGUGCCUGAAAUUUUUGUUGCAAUCUACACGGGUAUAAUGAUAAGAACUUUAGCGGAUGCUUCAAAAGAUCAAAGAUCACUUUCGAUUCUUCAAGUUGUAUUCACAGUUGGGGGGUUUCUUUUAACAAUUGCCACAACUAUAAUAGUUACAGUUUAUGCCAAAAAACGACUCAGUGAGUUGCGACAAGAGGAAGAACAAUUGUCAUUACUACAAUAGUAGUAUUUUCGGAGUUUUUUUUUUUUUUUUUUGAACAGAUUUGAAUUGAUUUGCUUGUAUAUUUGUUAUUUCUACCUUACAAGAAUUGUAUAUAAUUUGUUUCUCAUGCUUUAAAUGGUUUGACAUAUGUUGAUUCG
Messenger RNA from Lactuca sativa (garden lettuce), 1361 nucleotides. RefSeq lists its product as uncharacterized. NCBI's taxonomy places the organism in Eukaryota, Viridiplantae, Streptophyta, Magnoliopsida, Asterales, Asteraceae. The record is from RefSeq and is a predicted model, not a curated record.